Molecule: messenger RNA, 1752 nt
Organism: Eucalyptus grandis
Lineage: Eukaryota; Viridiplantae; Streptophyta; Magnoliopsida; Myrtales; Myrtaceae
Exons: 3
Coding region: 695-1489 (264 amino acids)
Source: RefSeq, a predicted model, not a curated record
CCAGUCUCUCAUCUUCAUCUUCUUCUUCUUCACGCGCUUCGUCUCUAUCCUCUCGCCCUCUCCGCAUCGUCCUCAUCUUCCUCAUCAUCUUCGCUCCGAUCCCUCCAUCUCCUCGUCGGAUCGGCCAGGCAUGAGCGUCGUCACCUGAACGGAUCGCCGAAUCGAACCCUCGAUCUGCUCAACCGUGGCCUUGUUCCGUCCUCCCUCGUCCCGUUCGCCGGCGGUCACCGUGGCGGCGACGCGCUGAGACCGCGGCGUCGUUCCGUCGUUCGGUCGUGGUGGGGUUUCGAAGAGCAUCUCACCAUGCCUUCGGUGCCCUGCGAUCUCCUCCUGAUCCCUUCCCUGACCUACUUCCAUGGUGGCCUCUGCCCUCACCGCAUGAAACACCUCGAGAAAGGUGAUCGGCGUGGUAACCUCAGUUAACAUUAGGCUUUUCUCUCCACUGUCACCGUCACCGUCGUCGUCGUCGUCGUCGUCGUCGUCUUCGUCUUCGUCGGGCGUUUCUCCUCUUCGCGGCCGCGUUUUAGGGUUUUUCGUUUGCCUUGCUCUCUGCUGCUUGUUGUGCGACGUGAAAGGCUUUUGUUUUUUUUGGGGGGCCGGCCAUUGACGGGCUUGUGCCGAGCUGUGCGAGUUGCUGAGGUUGUUUGGAAGCCAUUUUUGACGGCCCUUGCCGCCUUGUAAGAUACUUACAUCGAUGGGUGAUUGCUCUUGCACUUCUGGGACCAACUCGGUUGUCUGUGAGAACUUGAUAAGUGAACUUGGUAAUACUCUGGGUAAUGUUUUACACGUUGAAGAUGGUGAAGUUGCAGUUGGCACUUCGAAAGUAGAGAAAUCACAGGGAGUUUCUGGGCUUAAUGCUAAGUCAGAUCAGAAGCGUCUCGUUAAAUGUGUAACUUUUCCAUUGCCAGGAGAGAAGUUAUCUCCUCCUUUGUUCUCUGAUAAAGAGUAUGAUGAGCCAGAAUCGGCUUUGCGAGAACUUUUCUCAGAGGAGCACAUUAACAAUGUCUACUCACGUUCAAUUUCUUUUCCCACCUCUUCAAAGCUUGUAUCUGCUUUGAAAGGCACUCGUGAGAAACAAGAUGCUUCUCCUAGGAAGCUUACUGUGAGAUGGGCUCCUGAUGUCUAUGAUCCACCACCGACAUCGGUUUCUCACUUUCUCAAUAGGGGCACAAAACAACAGAAGGUGCCCAAGAAGGAUAAGAGAAAUGGAAAGAGGGGCCAGAAAGGAAAAGACUUCUCACGAGGGGCAUCUGGCAAGGACUCUUCCAAGAGGGACAAGAAGGACAAGAAAAAGAAGCAAUCUCGCCGACCAUCUGGGAGUUUGGAUAGAUGUCUUAACAAGCUGGAUGAUAAUGAUCGCCGCCUUGGCAUUGCAGAUGAUGUGCGCCAAUUUGAUAUUGGAAAUCCUGUCCCAGACUCCUCUUGUGGGAGCAGUUUUUUCAAGAACUCCCUGUCCCAGUUGCACUACUCUGCUGCAGAGGCAUCGUGAGAUAUGAUCUCUUCAGUUGAUGAUUUGGACUCUUCAGCAGGUGAUGUAUAUAAAUAAUUCUAACAAGUGGUUUUGUGUGGCGACUUUUUUAAGACUGAGUUACUCUUGUCUGGACAACACUACUGUUGAUGUUUUGGGACACCUAGUGUGAAUGUUUUGUUAAAUCAUGGCAUUAGCUAUGGUUUAUAUUGGACUAUUCAGUGAGAGUCGCAUAUUUCCAUAUAUCUGAUGGGGCCCUGCAUUUGGGCCUCUGUUUUUCGUUC